UGAAAAAUUGGUAGAUAUCUUUGUAAACAACAAUACCUCCAAGUGUAUGAUAUUCUCGCCAAAGUAUGAUAUUCACUUUGACAAACCAAACAGCAUAGGAUCAUUGUUUGGUUAUUCACCGAAAAAGCUUAAAGCAAAAUCAUCACAUUGGUCGGAUAAAACAAUAAACAUAAUCAUAACAAACACUAUAAGAAUAGAGUGCAAUAUUGUGGAGGGUUCAUUCGUAAACAACAAGCCGUCGCAUGUUUUACACGAGUUUUCACCCGACGUCCCGCCCGGCUAUCAAAUUAUUGAACAACCUACCAACAUUAUAUAUUUACCUGUCAAGAAGAGUAACAAUCGCAUACAAAACAUUGAGUUGCGCAUUGUAAACGAGCACGGUAAUACGGUGAAUUUUCGAGGUGAAAGCAUUGCACUUCGUUUGCAUAUUCGUAAAAAGUAAAAAAUAAAAAGAAAUGAUUAUUCAUAACAAUAAAAGCCUUGGUAACAACACUUCUACAAUUAGUCGAGAUCUUGCUCUCGUGGGGGCAAGUACUACUCGUCGUCGUCGUCGUAUUAACGAGAGACAGCAACGCCAGUCACUACAACAGCCAAAGAAAUUGACUAGAGAAAAUAGUGCAUUUUUACAGAGUAUCGGUUUCCAAGUAUGUCCUCGUCAUCUAUCUUAAACAUUGGUGAGAAGGUGUUAUUCGAUGAUAGUAUAGAAAGUAUAGAAUUUCACCCGUACACUCCGUAUAAUGACUCGUUCAAAAAUAACGACAACAUCCACAUAUGUAUCAACCGUCAAGAUUUAAUUCUACUACCGAGUCACAGUCAAAUAUUAGUGGAGGGCACAGUGGAGAAAGGAUGUCUACUGGUCAACAACGGUGCUGCAUUUUUAUUUCAAGACAUUCGUUAUGAAUUGAACGGUGUGGAGAUUGACCGCGCGAGAAACUGCGGUAUCACGUCCACCAUUAAGGGACUAGUCUCAUACACCAAGGAAAUGGACCAUAGUCUUCAGACGGCGGGGUGGGAAGUUGGUGCUAAAAAGAUUCAAGACAAGUUUACUGUGACUAUACCACUAUCUCAUUUCUUGGGUUUCGCCGAGGACUAUAAAAAGGUUAUAAUUAAUGGGAAACACGAGUUGAUAUUAAAUCGCGCCAGUACAGAUGUAAACUGUUUAGAUUUAGCACCCGUUGAUGCGGAGAAGGUACCGCAACCGCCAACACCAAAUGGUGAGAUUGAAAUCACCCGUGUCACAUGGAGGAUGCCAGUCAUAAAAGUAUCUGAUAAGGAGAAAUUGCGUCUAAUGUCGUAUGUUGAGAGGGGCAUACCGGUUCAGAUAGCGUUCCGCACCUGGGAACUGUACGAAUAUCCCAUACUGCCUGCCUCACAACGUCAUAUUUGGUGCAUCAAGACUAGCACUCAACUGGAGAAACCUCGCUAUCUCAUUGUUGGUUUCCAAACGGCACGUAGGAACGAGAAGAGCAAAGAUAUGAGUAUAUUCGACCAUUGUAAUCUUACCAAUUGCAGGGUGUAUUUGAACGCACAGUAUUAUCCAUACGAUCCCUUUUCGGCUGAAUUUAAAACAAACAACUAUGCGCUCUUAUACGACGCAUUUACCAAUUUCCAACGGUCGUACUACAACCGUCAUCAUACCAGCCCUCAAGUAAAUUACGCUCAUUACAAGACACAGUCUCCAUUAAUUGUCAUUGACACGUCAAGACAGUGUGACAGCUUCAACUCGGGAGCUGGUGCUAUUGAUAUUAAAUUGGAAAUGGAGUUUAAAGAGAAUGUGCCGGCUAACACCACGGCAUACUGUCUCAUCAUCAACGAUUCACUGUUUGAGUAUAACGCUCUCACCAGUACCACUCGUAAAAUUAUUCAGUAGACCAUUGACCGUCCUCACUUGUAAACGUGUCGUGGAGCCUUUAAAAUAAAAUAAAAAAUGAAUUAUUCAAACAUUUAUUCACCUUCUUACACACCGUCGAUUGAUUGUUCCGGCAGCGGUGAAGGUGUCGGUCGCUGUGAGCUGAGCAAGAGUGUCUACAAUCUCAAACGCUGUCCUGCUGGUGCAAGUGCUCUGAUUGAAAAUAUCCAUGUAUACUUGAAGUUGCAGUUUAUUGAGGCUAAAAUCAGACUAGAUGCCUGUGUCAAUUUUAAUGGGCGAUAUGAACUCACCAGUGAAGAAUGGAAUGCAAUGUUUGCGGAAAAAGUUGAAGUCAUCGGAAACUUCUUUCAUAACCCAAUGAGUGUUUCACCACAACUGAUACAGUGCAAUCGUCUUCAGAUGUGUAUCUCUCCGGUGCCGUUACUUUUACUCACCUGUGACGAUGAUGACGAACCUAUGACAAACUCACACCCCUUGGUGAUAAACCACAUGGAAUGGAGCCAUAUCGAACAUGUCGUGGAGUGUAUUAACGCACGUAUCGGAUACUUGAACAAAACAAAGUCUACCUACGAGAACCGUCUCAACUUUUUCAAGAAACAUUUCAAGAUAUAUCACCCCGUCAAUAUUCAACAGGCACGCAAUAUUAUAGGUAGUUUGUGCAAUGUAAACGAUAUUGUCGACUCUGAAAUCAAGUGUUAUGCCGCCGAUAUUUUGUGUAAUACCUAUAUUUUCCAUUGAAUCGGUUAAAUUUUGAUGAAAAAAUAAAAAAUAACUAAACUAAACCCAUCUUCUUUUAUU
Messenger RNA from Cydia fagiglandana, 2668 nucleotides. RefSeq lists its product as uncharacterized. The record is from RefSeq and is a predicted model, not a curated record. Bases 647 to 1870 code for a protein of 407 amino acids. The transcript has 2 exons. Lineage: Eukaryota; Metazoa; Arthropoda; Insecta; Lepidoptera; Tortricidae.